Symbiodinium sp. CCMP2592 is the source of this 9692-nucleotide messenger RNA. NCBI's taxonomy places the organism in Eukaryota, Dinophyceae, Suessiales, Symbiodiniaceae. The record is from the annotation of a GenBank genome assembly.
GUGUUAUGGCCACUUAUGUGGCCAAUACUGCUAGGGGCGUUACUGCCACAGGUGAUUUCGUCUGGACGAGCCCUCAGAUUGUCCACGGGGUUGCGCACCUCUUGCAUGUGCCGUCCGGCUCGACCACAUCCACGAUAUUUUGGCUUUUGCAUUAUCGAGGUCGAGCUGCUGUCAUGAGCGUACCCAGAGCGGUCUUCGAUUGGCAGCAUGUGGGACAAACAGCUGCUGAGGAGUUUGGCUUGCCGUUCUUCUCGCAGGGACAGUUCGGUAUUUGGCAUGGGGGCCGGGUUAUUCCCUUCGGGUCUCAGUUGCCAGCACCAGGCCACGGGACCAUUAUUACCUUGGUGCGUAAUCUUCCGGUUCCUGCUGCGGGUUUCUCCUCUUGGGAUGCGCCAUCGGAUGCUCCGGCUUCCUUUCAUUUUGAUUAUGAUCUGUGCCGUGGUGCAGGAGGGGAACUUCCUCUAGCUGGCGAGACCUGCCUCCAAGUGCUGCCAUCAGGUAUGAGUCAGUCACCUCCACCACCUGCUGAGGCUGCUGGUCCGUCCCGCACGGCUCCAACGCGCUGGCCCACUAAGGAGCCCCACUCCGCCCCGCCUAGUGUCGUUCGGCAGGUCAAUGAAAUCAGUCAUCAGCUCACGAUGCUUACCUCACGACUUGAGGUUGCGGGCGUUCUCCCAGGGAGCGAGCCCGAUGAGGUGGGUGCCGCACCAUGGUUUCAUGGUCCUGAGGAGUUAACCAAUAAGGACAAGUCGACGGCUAGAACUGUACAUCCCGUUGCGCAAUGGGGCGUCUUUCUUCUUGGGAGGUUCCUAGGGCAGUCCGGUUUCGUGCUAGGGGUUCUCUCUGCCAUCACUCUUGUUCGUGGCGACGGCGAAGAUAGUGCCCCAUCGGAGCCCUCCCAGCCUAGCUCACCAGACCUUGCAGAGGUUACGGCCCCUACGCCGGCAGCCGAACUUGUGGGGACAGGAGGUGAGGACACCCAUCUACUCCGCCCGAGUGAUGAGGACGCUGCGCGCACUGGUGCGCCGGUUGUUGGCCAAUGGCCCGCUGUUGCGCCAACCUUCGAUCAUGCGUCCAUUCCCACUUUGCAAGGACGUGUUAUUGCUUUCAUGUGUGAGGUCGACGACCGCAGCAACCGAAACCGACCUUUUCUGCCGGCGGGGUGUCCGCUGACUAUCCAUAAUCCCUUUACAGUUUCUGACCAAUGUAGCGUGGUCACCCCCCUUGUUGGAUCCGGGCAAGAAUUUCGGUUUCUGCUCCAAGAUUUCUCUGGCCGCCGUGGCUGGCAGCAGAUACUCCCUGUCCAACCGCAGCCCGAUACAGAGGCGGUUCAUCUGAUUCCCGCAGCAGCCGAUUCGGCACUGGCUUCCGUUGUGCUUCGCACCCAUCGAGGGCUUCACCCGGUUUGCCUUCCAGCUACGCUCCCGGUUGGUCCUACUCGGGCGUUGACCUUAGGUGGUCGUUUUGGCCGACUGCGCGAACCGUAUCCUCUUCGACGUAAUGUCGAACGGCCGGUGCACCUUCGAGAUGGUGACUGCCUCCUUCUCGACUCAGGUCCGUUUGGCCCGCCGCCUCCGACACCAGUUGUCACUAGUGGGGCUGCUGUGUUGCCAAUGUGGAUACUUGGGGGACUGUCUUUCAGAUACGUCCCUAUGCGCCUUCUGGUUUUCCUUCCUGCGGUCCAGGCAAUGCUCCAGUGGACGGACACUUUAAGGCCGACACGUCGUGACACGGUCGAAGUGGGCUCCUUCGCGUGGCGAGACGCAAGGUUUGACAGGACAUUUGAGGGGAUUGUCAGUCAGCCGCGGCUGCGGUGUGUCCUUUUGUGUCCUCUGACAGGCAUGCAAGGUCCGCAUGAGAUAGCUACGCGUACUGUUUACCCUGCGUUGCUCGGCCACUAUCAAGCUGUGCAUGGCGACUGGAUCCGGGAUGUUGUCCCAGUCUGGCCGGGGCUCUUUCGUGACCGUCUAGUUCUGGUACCUGAUAUCGGGGCCGACCCCAGGUGUGUUUGUAUCGUAGCGUGCCACUCGGAUACUGCAAGAGCAUUCUUGGUGCCCGGCCGUUGUACCUUUGACUGCCUUCUGCGGACACUACGCCACCUGUCGGGCUGGCCCAUCAUGCAUUUGGGAGUCUCCCCCGCUGUUCGCUCUUCCCUGCCGAACCCUCGCACCUGGGAACUGAACCUUCGCACUGCGGAUGUUCUAGAAGUAUUCACGGGUACGAAGGAUGUUAAUGCUUUUGUUCCGCAGAUGCCUCUCAGUCUCGUUUCUCAGGUGCGGUGGACCGCCCCCUUUGUGGUUGCUGAGACUGACUUAGUUGGUGUCUGGUCGCCGGUUCAUGGGGGUCCGAUUUUUACCCGGGUUGAUGCCGGUGCAUUUUGGACACCUGAGGACAGGACGUUUGAGGGCUCUUUCAGGAGCCGCUGGCCAGGUUCGUGGGUCCCUAUUCCAUGGCACCCGGGAAAUUGCGUGCACUUAAUGCAAGCUUCCACCAGUCCGGGAAGAGCGCAUAUUAUACAUGAAAGCCGCGAAGGGGUAGUGGCGCUUGCCUUCACUGCCCGUACUAGCCGUUCUGAACUUGCGGAAGAAUUGCAUUCCUUGCCGGAGUACAUGGCUGUACUCGGCGCUACACCUGAAGACACCAUUGCACCCCUUGUUCUCCGGGACGGUGAUGUUGUACUGGACUCAUAUGUCUAUGAGCAGCGUUGGCUCUCUGUUUGGAAUCGUGGGCGACGCUGGGGGCUAGACGCCUCGGUCGGCCUCUCGAUUGCUCUGCUGAUCGCAGCCCGUCAGCCGUCCCUCUUCGGUCUUCUGGUCGGAGGUCUUCCCACUGCUGAGGCUGUCCGUCGUGGUCGGAGCCGAACUCCCAGCUCCGCACACUCGUCUGCUGACUCAGACGAUGACUUAAGCCCUCGAGCUAGCCACUAUCAUAUCCUCUCUCCCUUCCACAGCGGAGCUUUCCCGGCGUACUUUACGCGUGAGGUCGCGGGAACUACGUUGGACGGCCUAGGUCCCGGUGGCUCCCGGGCAGCCUUCAGUUCGUGCGUCCUCGGUGCAUGCCCGGUAAUGACCGAUGGGCGCCACCAGGAGCAGCACAUGUUCUCCAGCACCGUCCUUUUAGUGGAACACCGCCUCCGACGCGGCAUGGGGGAAGUGAUUCUCCGUGACGGUGACCGUGCCCUGCAUGAAUCCAUCCCAGGCGCUUUCAACUGUAGGCUACUGUCCCCCUUCGGGGUGAGGGGCGAUCCUGUUGUUGUCAUGCGACAAAACGACACUGUGGAAGAAGUCAGGAUGGCCUUGACGGGCUCUGAGCCGGUUUGGUCGCACGAAAUAGUUCCGGUGUGGCCGUCGCCCUCGCCCGACCAAUUGGUGUUUGUCCCCGUGGCCCCAUCACCCGCCAUGGCAUGCCUGGUCGUUCUCUCAGUUGAAUGGCAAAUGCCGGUGCUGAUCCCUAAUCGUGCCGAUUUGGCCUGGUUGUUGGAUUUCAUACGAGGUAUGUCGCCAGGCCCACUCUUCUCUCUCAGAGGUCCGCCUGCGGCGGUGGGUCCAGUCACUAGCGCCCACGAAGCCGUGCGUUGGAGGGAUGGGGAUCUGGUUCUGGCCUUUCCCACUGACUUCGAUGCCAGUGCGUUAGAGGUUCCGGUUUUUCGUGCUGAUGAACAGAGAGUGAAGUGGACCUUCCUCUGGUCCUAUGGAGACCAGGGCAGCGCCCGAUACGUACACGCGUUCGGUACCCUGGUCAGUGGAGCCCGGGCACUCGGUUGGAGAGGCUAUCUGGCUUUCCUGUUGCUUUUCGCUGACGCUUACUCGGCACAGGCGAUGAGGGAAGCUCCCCCUCGAGAUACCGGGCAGCCACGACACUGCCUCUGGUGUCCUGCGCAUGGGAGGCUGGGGCCCUUUCUGGACGCAGCCACAGCACUCUAUGCAACAGGCUGGAAUUCUCUUGAUGUUACCCUCGCCCCGGUUCGGCCAGCGCCGCUUUCUAUUGACAGCCAUUGGGUUCCGGGGCUGGGUAUUAGAGGGUGGGCCACAAUUGUGAUAGUCGGUGCACCAGCGCCGCGCGCACUGCUAGUGCCAACCCCACUAACCGCCCCGGCUUUACGCCAGCUCCUUCAGCCGCUGUUUGGGAGUGUUCGCAGAUUCCAGGGCAAUGCGCCCGAAUUGUCGGUGGUGGGACCGGCUUCCCCACCUAUUCACCUCCAGGAUGGCAGCUGCUUGCGCAUUAUUCAGGAUGGCUGGGCACCGUCACUCGCUUUCCCAUUCUACCGUACCUUCUCCUCCCUCCGCAGCGCCGUCCGCUACGGCUUCUGGAGUGAUCGCCUCGAGAUUGCUGGUGGGGGCUGGAUCAUCCUGUGGCGGCGGGCUGAUACAAUACAUAGGAUUCUGCGGGCACAGUCGGGUCAACAGUGGCACCCCGCGCGAGGGGCUUUGUUACCGGCUAUGUCCGGGGAGCCGGAGGGCUGGUGGCCCUGGGAUCAAGUCUGGGACUCGGCCGACAUCAUCCAUAUGUCUCCCACGUCUACCAUGACCGCCGCAUCCCCACUUUCAGGAAGCCAGGUUCCUCGCGAGUCUGGCCUGCCGACUGCUACAAGCAACUCGGCCCGCUCUAACCCCGGUGGCUUGCCCUCACUUGUGUGUUGUGGCCUCCUGGCUGUCCUGUGGUGGCGAGGCCGCUCUCUGAAUGGCAGGGAGGCCACUGGGCUCCUUUGCAUCCUGGCGUGCUACCUCGCUGCUUGGGGGGCCCCUCUGCAAUGGCAUGAGGUCUCCAAAGGGACCUGGGAACUGGAUGUCGAGCCGACGUGCCAGCUUCAGGCACAGCUGCACCAAGGUUGGUGGUCUCAAGGCUUAGGAGACUUGUUACCCGGCUGUCUCUCUUCCGCCUACCAUACUGCUUGGCAAGCGUAUCCGGCAUGGGAAGGCGGGCCGCCAGAUAGCCUUCUCAUUGCCACAGAUGGCAGUGGCGAAGGCCCGGGGGCCUGGGCCUUUCUCGUCUGGGGUCUGUUUCGUCAUAAGUGGUUUCGUCUCGGCUGGGCCGCAGCUACACUACCAGUUACCCCUUGGUUGCCUGGCGAGUCCCGCAGCACGCACCCUGGGCUGCGCUCUUUCCAUAGUGAAUUGGCGGCUUUGCAAGCAGCAGGCCACUGGUGUGCCGCCAUGCUCGAUCUUUGGCAACUACGCAUGCGGCACAGGCCUACACAAAUCACUAUAGUGGUGGAUAAUUCCUCUGCCCUCCAGGUAGCGGCAGGACAAGCAUCAGCGGCGACCGCGCCUGCACAAAGAACCCGCCUAGCCUGGCAGGUAGUGCAGGCGCGCGUCACUACGCACUUCCGCCAUGUCCACAGCCAUGUCGGAGUCCUUGUCAACACACUCGCGGAUGCAGUCGCUGGCGUGGCUGUCACCGGUGAUUGCGACCUCUGGGUCUCACACCCGCACUUUCGUCUCCAGGCGGACUUGGACUUUGACCAUUUCCCAUGGCUAUGGGUUAUACCCCAGAGUCGGCUUCGCGAAGGGAGAGGGGUUUUCUCAAUUACUACGGGGCAGACUGACUGGCUGCCACCAGUCCCCAGUGAGGAUAAAAAGCAGGCAAGCACGUGCGCCGCCAACCGGCCUCUCGGGCCCCUACACCUUCUUACUGCCAAUAUACAGUCUAUCAAAGACCCGCGUCAGAGUGUUUUCAACCCCUCUGGUCACGGUGCCCGUCGCCAGUACCUUUAUAGGCAACUGCUCGAUAUGCACGCAGACAUAGUGUGUCUUCAGGAGACCCGGGCACCCGCGGGUCGGUGGGCUACCGGCGGAUGGCUCUCCUGGCGCUCCGGCGCUGAUCGUGGCCAGUAUGGUUGCGAAAUUUGGGUUCGACCUGACAUAGUUAGUCCACCACUCUCCUUGGCCUCGUGCAAGAUCUUGAAGGCAACGCCGCGUCUUCUUGUCAUCACCUGCGUUGAUGAGAGGCUUCCUCUCACCAUUUUCUCUGCUCACGCACCCCAUCAGGAUCGCCCCCUGCAUGAGGCUAAAGGCUUUUGGAGCGAGUUGCACCAAGCACUGCACCAAGCGCCUCGACUUCGCCCCCGACUUCUCGGCAUCGAUGCCAAUGCUGAUUUCUGCGCUCAGGACGUGGAAGAGCAAUGUAUUGGCUCACUCAUUGCUGCACACCCGCCAACCUCCAACGAUGAGUUCCUUUUUGAGUUCGUCACUGUUAACGGGUUAGACUCCCCCGCUACUUUCCCGGAAUACCAAGACGGACAGGGGUGGUCCUGGGAACAUACGGGCGGUAAACGCAAGCGUUUGGAUCAUUUGCUUUUCAGUACGGGGGAUUGGCAGCACCAUAGCACUGCCCAAGCCUGGGAUUUCGACAUAGUCAAUUCCUACAGGGAUCAUGUUGCUCUAAGGUCUCGCUCUACCCUGUUUCGGCCAAGCCCUGUGGGGCGCACAGCUCGUCGUCGGGCGGUGCUGGGAGGGCCUUUUGUUGAAGAGUUAGGGCGACACUUUUGGGAGCAACUCCCAUCUCCCCAUGAGACGGCCAUCAGCAGUGGUGAAGCGGUGUUCACCUUGCAAGAUGCCUAUCGGAAGUUUGCACAGCAACACGCUAGUUCCAGGGUCCUUAAGGUCCGUCAGCCGUACUUGGCCCCUGAGACCGUGCGUUGCUUGUAUCAGCUCCGCGACUGGCGGUGUCAGCUUCGGCAUUCCCGGAAACUGCAUCGGCAGCAUACAUGCCGCUGGGCGAUAGCCCGUUGGCGCCGACGCCCUCGGUCGAUCCGCCUCCAGCAUUUGGCCGAUCUGCGCAUGGCUCGCCACUAUACGGCGGCCCUUGCUUUUCAAGAAGCUAAGGCCCAGGAUUAUGUUCAUGGGUUGGCCAGGAAGGAUAAACAGGCGCACUUCCUGGCAUUGACCACUGCAGCCCUUCAGCAUUGGCACGCCCAUGGUCGUCCCAUGGAGUCCAUCAAUCACCUCAAAUGGGCUGCUAGGAGAGCUGCUGAACGCAGGCAGGUUUAUGCGGCUGGAGGUUACGACAUAGACGAGGCUCUCGAAGAACAAUUUCGGCUCCAAGAGGCCGGAAUUCGCACGGACGCUGCACAGGUUGGUGCCGCAACCAGGUCCUGGCUGCGCAGGGAUGCCCUCCCCUGCACACAGGCGGUCCCUUCCCUCCUUCAGGCGGAGGACAGCUGCCGCCGUCAAGCGCCCAAUAAGGCCCCAGGACCCGAUGGGGUACCUAAUGCAAUAUGGCACCACUUCCCGGCUCAGGCGGGACGCUGGGUCUGGGCGGUUAACACAAAGAUAGCGUUGAGUGGCCAUGAACCGUUUGGGUUCAAAGAAGCACUAUACUUUGCACUUUACAAAAAAGGCCCGGCCGCCAUCCCGGCCAACUAUCGCGCUAUUGCCCUUCUCAAUGGGGUAGCAAAAAUUUGGCACAGCCACCUCCGGCGGACAAUCGGCAAGAACGUGCUGCAGGGUUAUGCUGACACCCAGCUUGGAGGGAAACCGGGCGUGCCAGUGAGUUUUGCUGUAGCGGCCUACAGGGCAGCCAUUGACCUGAGCACCCAACUGCAGCGCAGUACUGCGGUGCUGUUUGUUGAUAUUCAGGCUGCAUAUUAUGAAGUGAGUCGUCAGCUUAUCUUCUGUGGUGAUGCUGCCCUCACACCCAGUGAAGAUGCUAGUCGCCCCGACCUCCGACAUCUUACCCAACUAGUUGACGGUCUUCUCUCUAAAGGGGCGUUAGAGCAGAUAGGGAUGGUUAGGGAGGAGCGCGAGUUACUACAGGACUGUGUAGCUUUCUCCAGAUGGAGCUUGGCUGGCUCCGCCUCUUCCUUCAUCGCAACUCGAGGCUCCCGACCAGGGGAUGGGUUAGCAGACAUUCUUUUCGGAGCGUUGUUCUCUGUCGCACUCCGGCAUAUUCAGGCAACGUGCCUCCAGGAAGGCAUCUCUCUUCAGGCAGCAGGCAGUUUUGUCGGAGCUUCUGAUGAGGUGCUUCCAUUAGGCUGGGCAGACGAUCUUGCCAUUUUAGCGGAUUUUGACUCGCCUCGCCAACUCCUUUGCCAACUGCCUCGGCUCGCUACCAUCGUGCUUGCGACCCUCGAGGUUCUGCGCUUCCGAGUCAACCUGGCUGCUGGGAAGACCGAGAUCCUGGUCGAUGUACGAGGUCCGGAGGCUAAAAUAGUCCGUGGCGAGCUACUGGCUCCGCCUUCUCUACUACGUUUGCCUUCCGGUCAUGCUGUCCGGUUAGCCCCGGAAUACCGGUAUCUCGGGGUGGUUCAAACUCCCAGGGAUAAUGGCCGGCGGGAUAUGGAAUUGGCAGCACAACGAGGCCACUCCGCAUGGUCUCAUGCGAAGAGUCUGCUAGCCUGCCAGUCACUGCCGUGGCGACUUAAGCAAGCGUGGCUUGCCGGCCGGGUGCUCCCAGCGGCCUAUGCUACCCUCUGCACGUCGCUUGCCGUCUCUGAACGGGCAGUCAGCCCACUUACCGGUUUCUUGGAAAGGGCGGCGAGACAAUUGAUUGGCUCAUGGAAAUUUGGACAUGUGUUGACCAAUCCCUUGUUGGUUCUGCUCAUGGGGUUAUCGUCCCCUGGUGACGCGUGUGCCAUCGCCAGAACCCGGCUGGUGGUUCAGUUAGUUACACGCGCCCCGCCACGAGUGGGUGAGCUUUUUGCAGCAGCCUGGGAUAGGGCUACGCCAUGGUGCUCCCUUCUUGUUGACGCGUGCCAACAAGUCGCAUCUGGGCUGGUUGGCCACCUAUCCCCGACGCAUGUCACUCGCCAGUACAUCGCCCAGCAUGCCGUCAAACUCCAGAGUGUCUGUAGGCACCUCAGCCGGUAUGGUUCAGCGUAUCGAGCGCUUCAUGCACUGUGGCGGGAUGUCGUGGUUCCCAAGGUCGUUCAGGUUCUUGGCGUGCCGCAGCCCAGAGUUUGUGGACUUUGCGGCCUCAGCUUCCCCAGCCUGCAUGCCCUUGCCGCGCAUGUCCACCGCAAGCAUUCCGUUGUCAAUAGCCUGACUCGGUAUACGAAUGGGACAGUUUGCCUAUGGUGUCAUUGCGACCACCACUCGACCGACAGGUUAAAAUAUCACUUGAAGGUGACUCCAGCGUGCAUGCACGGACUUCGUGUCACUGUCGGGCAAGCCUACGUCUAUGGGACAGGGACGAAGCGAUCUGGUGCCAGGGGCCACCGAGGCUUACCUGCUACGCGCCUCCCUGGGCCUAUUAAUGCCACACCGGCUCAGAGAGCAGCUUCCCUGGCCGAGAUCCCAUGCACGGAAGAUGACCUGUGUCAAGAGCGACAGGCGAUAGUGGGAACACAUGAGCUCUAUUCGUGGCCGGAAGAUCCGGCACCACUUGCGGAUGUUCUGCCGGCGGACACUACGGAUGUCUCAGCUCGCGGGCCGGGUGCUCCAGCUCUAACGCCGGUCGUCAGUCAACUGGAAGGGACUCUUCACUGGUUUGCCAUUGAGGCCUUGAAGGCCGUCCAGACUGGUCGGUUCCCUCUCCGCUUUGGCGGGGUAUGCUCCAUCGGAAGGUUGUCUGGCGACUCCCUGUGGCGUGGAACUGCUUUUGGGGCUUAUGGGCCACUUUACAACGGUCUGACCCCUGGUGCUGGAAGGCUAGACGAGGGUUCGCACCGCUGCGCCAAUGUCUGGAUGCGGCCGAGGACCCUGUCAGUCGCGAACCCCCGAGACGCUUAUGGCGGUUACUCGAAGCUACAGUAA